Molecule: messenger RNA, 798 nt
Organism: Panicum hallii
Lineage: Eukaryota; Viridiplantae; Streptophyta; Magnoliopsida; Poales; Poaceae
Product: ethylene-responsive transcription factor 15-like
Exons: 1
Coding region: 1-798 (265 amino acids)
Biological process (GO): ethylene-activated signaling pathway; regulation of DNA-templated transcription
Molecular function (GO): DNA binding; DNA-binding transcription factor activity
Source: RefSeq, a predicted model, not a curated record
AUGGCGAUUGGAGCACCAGGUUCUCAUCAGCCCAACAACGAGGCAGCCAACAUCCUGGAGAACGUGUGGGCUACCAUCAUGACAGAGUCCGCUACCCCGGCGUCGUCGACGGCCGCGUCGUCGGAGGUCGGCGAAGAGAAGCCGGAGGCCAUCCUGCAGAGGCUGCCGAGCCUGGGGAGGUGGAUUUCCAUGGGAGCCGAGGAGUGGGACGAGCUCCUCCUCGGUGGCACGGCGCUCACGUCGGACGCAUCCGGCGAGCUACUCGUCGCCUCGCCGGCGAGCCAAGAGGACCGGCGCGAUCGCCGGGCCAGCUCCAAGGCGGUGGCGUGCAAGAGCUACAGGGGCGUGCGGCGGCGGCCGUGGGGCAAGUUCGCGGCCGAGAUCCGCGACACGCGGAGGAAGGGCGCGCGGGUGUGGCUGGGCACGUUCACGACCGCCGAGGAGGCCGCGCUGGCCUACGACAAGGCGGCGCUGCGCAUGCGCGGCCCCCGGGCGCACCUCAACUUCCCGCUCGACGUGGUGCAGCGCGAGCUGGCCGGGAACGGCUGCGUCGAGGCGAGCCGGGUGUUGCGCCGGCGGAGGAGGAGAGGCAACAAUGCUGCUGCUGUUGAUACAAGAAGCAAUGGGAGCGUGUCGGCAACUGGUGGUUGUGACCAGACCAUGGUGUCGUUCGCUUGCGGGAAGAAAGAUCAAGGGACAUCGAUGGUGCAAGAGCGUUCGAUGAGCGAUCCAGGAGCGGUGAUCGAGUUCGAGGACAUCGGUGGCGAGUACUGGGACUACUUGUUCGCACCUUUGUAG